AUGCCGCCGCCGCGCGCCUCCUUGGCCAUGUCGCCGCCGCGUGCCAAGUCAACGCCGGAGACCUGCGGGACCGGCCAGAUCAGGCACAGGCCGCGCCGCCUGAGACCAGCGGGGCCGGCGCUCCACCGUCGUGCGGGAGGCCAUGCUCCGGCAAGAGCCGCGCCGCCACGUGCCAUGGAGGGGCGCACUGCCCACCUCCGAUGCCCGCCUCCGCAGAGAGGCCGGCGACCUCCGCUGCCCGUCUCCGCGGCGAGGCCGGCUACCUCCGCUGCCCGCCUUCGCGGCGAGGCCGGCCACACCGCCACCACCUGCCGGCGCCGCCAUGGAUCGAUCCCGUCGCCCAUGUGGAGGCCCGCCUCCGCACUGAGGCCGGCCACACCGCCACCACCUCGAGGCUACGUCGCCAUGGACCGGCGCAUCGAGUUGCUCCCUGCGCCGCCCGUUCCAGCAACCUGGCCGGCGCUGUUCCUCAGGGUGGGCGCGGCCUCACCUCAGGGACCUGAUUGCUUUAAGUACAAGGGGAUUUAA
Aegilops tauschii subsp. strangulata is the source of this 528-nucleotide messenger RNA. The record is from RefSeq and is a predicted model, not a curated record. Lineage: Eukaryota; Viridiplantae; Streptophyta; Magnoliopsida; Poales; Poaceae.